AUGGCGAUGACAAACACCCUUCCUCUGCUCAUCGACACGAUCGGUGGCAGAGUGCCCUGUGGCACCGGGACCUGGUGUGCCGGGAUGGCCGCCUCAGCUGCGACGGGAACAACGCUGAGCUCGUUUCCAUCUCCUGAUGAUAAUGUCACUCCGAGUCCAGACCCCGUCACUUCCCUGCCAGCGCUCAGCUGCGCUCCAGGAGACUCGCCAUGUUCACUGAUCUCUCCCACUGCGACUGACCUUGUGACCCAAGGCUCGUUGACGGUCUCGCUUUCUUCUCUAUUGCCCUCAAGCACGGUUCAGCAAUCACCUUCAGUCAAUUUCAGCACUUUUACCGCAAAUUCGUCCCCAGCCCCGUCUACCGGUCAAGUUGAACCAUUCACAUUCACAUUUACAUCCAUCAUCACCACAGCCGCGACUGGGACGAUGUCAAGCCUCUCUGCUCCGUCCAUCUCUUUGGUCCUUCCGUCAACCACCACAGCCAGCAUCAGCAGUCUUGCAUGGACAUCGACCGCGUGCGUUGCUUUAGGUGUCCCUGAUCCUGCCGCAUGUCCCGGUGGCCCACUGGAUCCUUCGGGAGGCGAUGCAAGCUCAAGUUCUACCUCUCAUUCCGCUUCUAUAUCAAUAACUACGAGCGUUAUCAGUCCCGCCGGGUCAACAGCUUCACAGUUGACAUCUUCUUCAUCCACGUCAAGAACAACAAGCACGACGUUGUCGUCUUCCUUGACUGCUCUUUCGCCAGCCCUGACUUCAGUCCCUGCCACAACUUCGUCUCCAUUUUCAAAUACCACCGCCCCAGGUCCGCCAUUCGACCAUCCUCACGGAAGAGGUUAUGGACAUCCACUCGCCGUGAUCAUAGUUCCGCUCAGCAUUGGCUGCCUUGUUCUUCUCUUGGUGUCCAUCCUCCUUUGGCGAAAAUAUCACCCAACAUCGUUCCACAAGAUCCUCGACUCGAUCCCGGGCCUCGGCUUCCUUGCCCAGUGGCGCAAGACACGGAAAAGCAAUCGGAACAUUAUCGCCAUGAAGCGUUUGGGAAUCUUGACAGGAGAUAACAACAACGGUUCCGCUGCAUCGAGGUACGCCGAAGGUGAUACCUACGCAAGACAUCUGAGGAAGUUCGAAGAGGAUGCUGCGCGCGCGAGAGAAAAAUACGGCUUCGAUGCCGCUGGCCACCCACCUACGUCUCCUUUCUCGACAGGAAACAGGAGUGCCAAGAGCGGCGGCACGCCACGCACUCCGAAGGUGGGAAGUCCCUGGAGACACACGCCAACCAAGGCCCCAGGCAAUCCAGCCAAAGGGCGAAGAGAUAUCUUCACAACGGCGUCUCCUUCCGCGCGCAGUGGGGGACACGGAUCGUCUGGUGAGAUGCGGAAUGCUAAAGAGGAUAGGCGCAGUCUGGAGAGCUGGGAAGAGAGGUGGUAUGCGCUGGGCACCGAGACGGAGGCAGCCGCAGGUGCUGGACCUGGCCAGUCCUGGAGGAAGCUGGUUUGA
This is a messenger RNA of Cladophialophora bantiana CBS 173.52, 1491 nucleotides long. RefSeq lists its product as uncharacterized. The transcript has 3 exons. The coding region runs from base 1 to 1491 and encodes 496 amino acids. Lineage: Eukaryota; Fungi; Ascomycota; Eurotiomycetes; Chaetothyriales; Herpotrichiellaceae. The record is from RefSeq and is a predicted model, not a curated record.